Trichoderma harzianum CBS 226.95 is the source of this 469-nucleotide messenger RNA. RefSeq lists its product as hypothetical. The coding region runs from base 64 to 336 and encodes 90 amino acids. The record is from RefSeq and is a predicted model, not a curated record. NCBI's taxonomy places the organism in Eukaryota, Fungi, Ascomycota, Sordariomycetes, Hypocreales, Hypocreaceae. The transcript has a single exon.
GCCAAAAAGGGCACGGCGGUGUGGAGGAGCUUAUCGCUUAUCAGGGAUCAAGCGGGAUUAACGAUGCGCCGCGCUCCGUUAGUCAGCACAAUGUUGACGUUCGCAAUGGCCUCAGUGAUGUCAAAGCGCAGAUUGUGGUGGAUUUUGAUAUUGAUAACAAAACAACAACGGGCAUCUCGAGCCCUUCAAACACCCCCGCGCAUUUCCGCACGUGAAAGCGCGCUUCACUUUUUGCUGACGAGUUUGGGGGGUUUCUAUUGCUUUUCUUUUUUUUCUUCUUUCAAUAGUUCGAAUCUCGUCUCCUUGGAUCCGCCUUAUUUCUUUUGUUUUCUCUAGCGCGUCCAGGAGCUCGGUUCUCUCUCAUACCCAUCCGUUGCUAUCAGGGGACAGACCCUGGGCAGAACUUCAACCGCAGACGGAAUAUCGACUCAGCCUCUCGUUUUUCUUACCUGGGACAUCUCCUUUACUG